UUGACUUCCUCCAUUCCUCGCUUCACUCAUCGCUUUCAGCGUGCCUCUUUCUCUUCGAGGUCCCUUGACUUCAUUCUUCUGCACCUUCCAGCCGUUGUCAUCUCAUUCAGCCAUCAUCUCUACCACAUCAUGUUCUGGAGGAAGCAUCACGACGACACGCCCGAGGAGGUCCAAGAGCCCACUCCUCGCACGAAGCUUCAUCCCCAGCUACAAAAGCUGGCCGACCGCGAUGAUAGCUUCUACGAUGACAUCUAUUCCUCCUACUCGGUCGAUUCCACCGAAACCCCCUACCGCUAUGCCGGGUACGCUAAUCGUCUCCGCACUCUCCUCCUCUCCGCCCACCGCUAUGUCGCCUAUACCUCCGACAUUGGCGAGUCCUUCCGCCCGGUCGCCCAUCCCUGGCUCGUCCGAUCAGCCUACGGUAUCUCCUGGACUUAUCUGAUCGGCGACGUCGCCCACGAGGGCUACAAGGCCUACCUGCGCAACCGCCGUGUCCUAGCCCCUCCCUGCGAGGCCUACAAGGAUGCCAGCGACCUGACCAACGACAAAAUCGCGAAGGGCAUGGUAACCGGCAACAUCAGCGGCUCCCUCACAGGCGGCGACACGCUCAUGCCUUGGCCCAGCACCCAAGUGCCGCUGGCCGAGGACUACCGCAUGGUAAUGGCCCAGCGAGCCGUCUUCCAGGGCAUCGCCAGUAUGGGUCUUCCGGCUUUUACCAUCCACUCCGUAGUCAAAUAUUCCGGCCGGAUGUUGAAGAAUUCCAAAGGCGUUUUCCUCCGCACUUGGGUGCCGAUCGGGCUCGGUCUCUCCGUCGUUCCCUUCCUCCCAUACAUCUUCGACGAACCCGUCGAAGAAGCCGUCGAAUGGGCGUUCCAUACCGGAAUCCGGGCCUACGCCGGCGAAGACGCCGUCCGUCCCCUACCUCGUACCGUACGGGUCCCUCACGACGAGGCCACCUCUCUGAGCCACUUCCUCAAGGUACAGGACGAAAAGAACAACCACGAAGCCAUGGACUCCGACGCCAACGUCGCUGCUGCUGCCGCCAACCUAUCCUGGGAAGAAUACAAGGAGGAACGACGUCUGGCCAAGGAACACCGGAAGCACGAGCGUGAACAACGAGGCGAGACCGGCCCUCUAGCUCUGCUCGGCCUGAGCUCGCAUUCGAAAGAAAAGAAAGACUGAUUAGAACACACUUCCCCCCCCAAUACUCUUCUUCAGUGAGAGGGGAUCAGACAUCUACCUUUCUACAUUCUGUACUGUAUAUACUUAUCCCUUAGCGGUCUGUUCUUUUCUCUCGGCUCUUGGUUCUUUGUCGUUCAGCCAGGCAUUAUCAUCAUCAUCAUCAUCAUCAUCACCACCAUCAUCAUAAUCUUCAUUCUCAUACGGUUGUUAGCUCAGGGCUUGAUUCAAAAUUUCGCCUGGCGCCAUGAAAGCAGUCCCGGCCACCCCAAAAAGGACAAUCAUCUAAUACUAGUACGGAGUAAGACAAUCAAACUAGUGAAGAACAAUUUACGCAAAUUCACCUCAUUGGAACAUUUCAUUCAGC
Aspergillus ibericus CBS 121593 is the source of this 1546-nucleotide messenger RNA. RefSeq names its product mitochondrial fission process 1 family protein. NCBI's taxonomy places the organism in Eukaryota, Fungi, Ascomycota, Eurotiomycetes, Eurotiales, Aspergillaceae. Gene Ontology annotation, cellular component: mitochondrion. The record is from RefSeq and is a predicted model, not a curated record. The transcript has 3 exons. Gene Ontology annotation, biological process: mitochondrial fission. The coding region runs from base 130 to 1182 and encodes 350 amino acids.